Messenger RNA from Physcomitrium patens, 2775 nucleotides. RefSeq names its product putative xyloglucan 6-xylosyltransferase 5. The record is from RefSeq and is a predicted model, not a curated record. NCBI's taxonomy places the organism in Eukaryota, Viridiplantae, Streptophyta, Bryopsida, Funariales, Funariaceae. Gene Ontology annotation, molecular function: glycosyltransferase activity. Gene Ontology annotation, cellular component: membrane.
UACGUCGACGCGGGAUGGGAUUGACUCUCACCUGUAGUCUCAUCAUCGAUCGUCGGCUGUCUGGAAACUGGAUAGUCUAGAUCCGAUCGCAUUAGUCUUCUCAAUUUCGCCGCUAGACCAGUGACCGAUGCGGCCUGAUUCUCGGAAUUAUAUGGUUCGCCCCACGCUCGCUAAUUCCCUGUGGCACUGUUCCCCAGACUCCUCCUCCUCUUCGCUGCUCCAGGAUGUUUAGUCUCCAGGGUGUUUAAUCUCCUACAGGCACCGUUUUGUCGCACGUCAACGCUGUCACUUGGACCGUUUCAUGUGGAGAAGCGCACGAGGGCAAAGAAACCCUUUGGCCAUUUGAUCUCGUGAGUAGACGAAAUAAUUGAUCCGUUUCUGAUGAAAGCAUAAAAUCCUUUCACCAUCGAAAUAUCUCAACGUCGGAGAGGGGUUAGUGACAGAUGUUAGUCUUCAAGAAACUGUUUCAAAGGGUGCGUGGUUGGAUCUGCAUGUGGGUUUGACCUUAGUGAACUAGCUCCUCAAUUAUUGUGAUUCCUUCCCCCUAGUUGUAGGUUGUUCGCAGAUUGAUUGCAACUGAGAAGGUGGCAUGCUCUGAUAAUCGGAAUCAAGUUGAUUAAUUAUUGACUUAAAUGGUACCUGUCUUUUGAGAACGUCUUCUUAAGCCCCAUGGAAUUAUGAUAGCACUCUGUAGGUGCAAGUUUUCUUAACAAAAUACGACUCGGACGAGUUGAUGACCAUCAAAGAUUUCGGUGGAGCACAGAGGAGGGUUGCAAAGCUUGGAGUUGGCGAAGCGAACAUGAAGACUACAGCCAUGAAAGGCCGCACCAUGCACAAGACGAUGUACAACUCUCGGUUAACUAUCUUGUGUGGCCUUGUGACAAUUCUCGUCUUGCGGGGCACUAUCGGCAGCAGCGGUGUCGACAAGUCACCCCAAUUCUUGCGCACCAACAUGAACGUGAACGUGGACUUGGUGAGAAAGACCGUUGUGGUUGAAGAGGAGAAGGAAGUCGAAUGGGACCCAAGUAUUCCCUUCAGCCUGGGACCGAAAAUCACCAGCUGGGACGAGCAACGCGUGCUGUGGAAUAAGAAGAAUCCUGGCGCGGCGAAGACCCUCGACGGAAAGGACCGGAUGCUGCUGGUCACGGGAUCUCAGCCCACGAAGUGCGACAACCCCAUGGGUAGUUUCCAGCUGCUCAAGGCGCUGAAGAACAAGAUGGAUUACUGCAGGCUGCAUGAUAUCGAAAUUUUCUACAACAUGGCGCACUUGGAUGUGGAGCUGGCAGGCUUCUGGGCAAAGCUGCCGUUGCUGAGGAAGCUCAUGCUGGGGCACCCGGAAGUGGAGUGGAUAUGGUGGAUGGACUCCGACGCCCUCUUCACCGACAUGACCUUCGAGAUUCCGAUUGAGAAGUACAAGGGGUACAACAUGGUGCUUCACGGCAAUGAAAAGGAUGUCUAUGAGAAAAAGAGCUGGUUGGGACUGAACACGGGCAGCUUCCUCAUGCGUAACUGCCAGUGGUCGCUCGACCUUCUGGAGAUUUGGGCGAUUAUGGGCCCCAAGGGUGCGGUGCGAAUGGAAGCAGGUAAACUGCUCACUGCUUCACUUAGCGAACGCCCCGCAUUCGAAGCUGAUGAUCAGAGCGCGCUGGUGUAUUUGUUGGCGACACAGAGGAAACAGUGGUCACCGAAGGUGUAUUUAGAGAACAACUAUUGUCUUCAUGGUUAUUGGGUUAUGAUUACGGAGCGCUACGAGGAAUUAAUGGCGAGGGGGAGGCCUGGUGCCGUUGGAGGAGAAUUCCAGUGGCCAUUCGUGACACACUUCGUGGGGUGCAAGCCAUGCGGUAAGGGGGGCAGCAGCAGCUACGGCACGGAUCGUUGCCUCGCACACAUGGAACGUGCUUUCAACUUCGCUGAUAACCAAAUUCUCAAUAAGUAUGGCUUUAGGCACAAGACGCUCAACACGUAUAACGUCCGUCGCGUACGGAACGACACGGCUGAUCCCCUCGGACUCAAGCACCUUGUACUAUGAUUAUCUUCAGUUUUAUGACUCGAAUGAAUCUGUGGACUUGGUGGCGCACAUGCAUAGCGGUAAGCAAUUAUCUAGUGAUCAGAGAGCCUGAACGGUGACAGAAUCCUUCGAUCAGCUACCUCGAAUUCAGCACCUGGGAAAUUACUUCUGCAACUGCUCCAGAGAAUGAGUUGUCUAACGCAAUGGAUGAGUAGGCUUUAAAAGCGUAAUCUCAAAGUGAUGGUGACUGCGUGCGAACUAGUCAUCAACUGGAAUAAGAAACAGUGGAAGUCUUCGCUGUUCAAGACGUAAUUGGUCUGCGGAUUACGAAGAUCUUCACUAAAUUUGGAGUUGCGGAGUCCGCAUGAGUGUUUCUUCCCGUAUGUUGUCGAUAGGAGUGUACAGGAAGGAUUAUGGAGGACAGAUUCAUUACCAAAGCAUUCUUGAGCUCCUCUUAAUCAGGUGUAUAUUCUCGUACAACUUGUGUGGUUCUUGAAAACAUUUCGGUAGUUCAAGAGAAGCUAAUCCUACCCCUGCUAUUGGAGUUGGGAGUUUCGUACUGCUGUUCAUAGAAGUUCUGUUCUAUCCUUCAAAUUAGGGUGUAGGGUUGCCCAAGAGAGCGUACCGUCGUUUUAGUUGCCGGCUACGUGGAAUUUAUGGUCUAAUUUGCUGAUGCUGCAUAUGGACUGGAAAGAAAACCAAUUUAAACACAAAAUAUUGCAACUUUCAAAAUCAGUAAAACUAUGCCAUCGGAGAAAUUUCUUGCC